UAUCCAUUAGUGACGCGGAGCCUUCUGGUUCGAGUGAGCUGCCGUGACCGAGAGGAGGCAAGGAGCCACAGCAGCCAUGGCUCCCGCCACUUCCACCUCCCCGCUCUCCCGCCUCCUGCUCAGCCUCCCCAAGCCCAACCCCCAGCCGCCCCUCUGCGCCCAGGCCCCGAGCGCGGACUCCGGCGCUGGCGCCAGCAGCAAGAGCCUCGUCCUCCGCCGGCGCGAGGCCGCGGCAGCCGUCCUGUCCGCCGCUCUCAUCUCACGCGUCGUCCCCGCAGCGGCCGCCUCAGACGAGUGCGCGCUCGAGGCUACCCCCUCCGGCCUCGCCUUCUGCGACCGCGUCGUCGGCACCGGCGCCGAGGCCGUCAAGGGCCAGCUCAUCAAGGCGCACUACCGGGGGAUGCUGGAGGACGGCACGGUGUUCGACAGCAGCUACGGCCGCGGGAGGCCGCUGACCAUCAUGGUGGGCGUGGGGGAGGUGAUCAAGGGGUGGGACCUGUGCAUCGCCGGCGGCGAAGGGAUCCCGCCGAUGAGAGUCGGUGGGAAGCGGAGCCUGAGGCUGCCGCCGGAGCUGGCCUACGGGGAGAAGGGGGCCGGGUGCAGGGGGUGGGAGCCCACGUCCUGCGUCAUCCCGCCCAACUCCACGCUCCUCUUCGACGUCGAGUACGUCGGCAGGGCAUCCUCCUGAUCGACCUAUCCAUCUAUGUAUCCUUCAUCUGGACUUGCAUAUGUCAUCAGUCGGUCGUAGAGGUCUAGAGGAUUCGUCCAUCGAUGGACAUAUAUAUAUAUGUGGAGCCAGCAAAGACCGUGAAUCCUCAGAUCAAUAUACAGAACUUGUUUA
Messenger RNA from Hordeum vulgare subsp. vulgare (domesticated barley), 841 nucleotides. Its product is annotated as peptidyl-prolyl cis-trans isomerase FKBP13, chloroplastic-like. Lineage: Eukaryota; Viridiplantae; Streptophyta; Magnoliopsida; Poales; Poaceae. The record is from RefSeq and is a predicted model, not a curated record. The coding region runs from base 77 to 688 and encodes 203 amino acids. The transcript is spliced from 3 exons. Gene Ontology annotation, cellular component: chloroplast. Gene Ontology annotation, molecular function: peptidyl-prolyl cis-trans isomerase activity.